Ceutorhynchus assimilis (cabbage seed weevil) is the source of this 2058-nucleotide messenger RNA. The record is from the annotation of a GenBank genome assembly. NCBI's taxonomy places the organism in Eukaryota, Metazoa, Arthropoda, Insecta, Coleoptera, Curculionidae.
GCCAAAGUCACCAAAUCAAAAGCAAAAUUUUCUCGGACCUUGUGUUGUGGUGGUGAAAAUCACAGUUUUAUUUUAACCAAGUUUUAUUAAAGUAUCAAAAAUAGUCAGUUUACACAAAAAUGGACACAAAUGCUAGACGUCGAAGGGUCCACACAACUGUCGAAGACACAGAGGCGACCCUUUACAACCACGACUUGAGUUUGUACCCCAAAUUCCCUUGCUCGGAAAUACCACUUUCCGAAUUCGAAGAACUAGCAAUAGAUCGAGUACAAUUAUUUAGAAUUAUCGAACAGGCAUCGUUGAAAGGUCACAAAUACUUCUCAGACGAAUGGAAAAAGUGCAUCAAAGACGAUAUGAUGAAAAACAACCUGAAAAAGUUUGUCCGGCUUUUGAGCGGAUUCAAUGGCCAAACUGAGCUAGAUAUUCAAGCCAGAAGGGCCGACCAUAUUUCACACUUUAUUUUGAGAAUAGCUUAUUGUCGCAGCGAGGAAUUGAGGAAAUGGUUUUUGGCUAGAGAGUUGGAAUGGUUUAAGAUUAAGUUUGUCUCCAAUAGCACUCCAUCUAUCCUCAAAUUUUUACAACUCAACGAACUCAAUUACCAAACCAUUUCAAAUGAAGAGAAAGAAGACUUGAAAGAAUCACUCAUAGUAUGUACUCCAGGCAUGAAUGAUGUUCAGGUCAUGAUGUCCGAAUUCUAUAAAGUCCCAUUCCUGGAUGUUUGGACUCUUGUCCAAAAACGGAGGGUUUUUUUAAAAGAAGGGUACGCAUACAUUCCAAUAAAUGAUUUGGUAGUCAGUAUACAAUCAACAUUUAGAACUACCCUAAGUUCAAAACUUGUUUUGAUGAAUCGUAAUUUACCCAAUCUUGAUGAUGAAAGAUUAAGUAACUUAUUAUGCAAUCUACAUCAAGCCUAUACUGGAAAUGAAUAUACUGUUAGUAAUGAUAAGGAUGCAAUAAAUCCUGCAGACAUAGACGAAUACUCCAAAAAACAUUACCCACUUUGCAUGAGAAAUUUACACGAAACCUUGAGAGCUAAUCACCACCUAAAACACUACGGCAGGUUGAUCUAUGGCCUGUUUUUAAAAGCCAUCGGUUUGAAGUACGAACAGUUUAUCGAAUUUUGGCGUUCGGAAUUCACAAAAACCAUGGAUACUGACGCAUUCAAUAAAAACCAUUUGUACAAUUUCAACCAUCAGUUUGGCAAAGUGGGAAAGAGGGUCAACUAUUCACCUUACAGCUGCAUGAAAAUUAUCAUGUCCAAUGUUGGAGCUGGAGAUGCUCACUGUUGUCCGUUUAGGCAUUUCGAUGUUGGUCGUUUAAGAGCUAAGAUUAGUGAAUGUGGAGCACCUUCUGAAGGUGUCAGUGAGAUAAUGCAGUUGGUGAAUAACGGACAUUAUCAAAUAGCUUGCACCAAAUAUUUUCAAUAUACACAUCCUCAGCCCUCUAGUAAUACCAUCAAUCAUCCUAAUCAAUAUUUUGAGGAGAGCAUGAACUUGGUUAAAGAUAAAACUGAGAAGAUUGUUAGUUAAUAAUAAAAUUGUAAAGUAGAAACUAUUUAUUUGUAUAAUAAUUGUAAUAUAGGCAAACUUGGACAUAGUGAAACGUUAAGGGGGAACCCAGGAAAAUAUUUCAACAGCUUCAAGCAUGUGAUGUCUUGGUAUUUGCUGUUGUUUUUAGUUAAAUCAAGAAGCUAUAUUGGAAUAAGAAAAAUUAUUGAAACUAAGGACCCUCAUUGCGAGCAAUACACAGAGGGGAUAGACUACUGCCUGAAAAUCUUGUCCAAGGGCUAUAAGGCCUCAUACAAGGAACAGGACUCUUGUAAGGCAACAACGAAAUUGGGGUGCACAUUAAGCCAACAGGCUGCAGUGCAUGGAAGGCCACAGCUCCUAGUUUUAGGAUAUAAUUUAUUCUAUUUUUAUAUCUAAGUUGGUUAUACCCAAAUUUGCCUGUAUUUACUAAUGUUCUUUGCAUAAAUUUGAAUUUAUUUAUAUUUUUUUAGUAUCAUGUAUUACCUAUUUUUUGUAUUUACUGUUUAGAAUAUAAUCUGAUUUACUUGUA